This is a messenger RNA of Linum tenue, 476 nucleotides long. NCBI's taxonomy places the organism in Eukaryota, Viridiplantae, Streptophyta, Magnoliopsida, Malpighiales, Linaceae. The record is from the annotation of a GenBank genome assembly.
ACCACCUUCUCCUUUCUUGCCCACUUUUAGGGUUCAGUGGAAUUCCAAAUCAGAAAUCUGAAAUUGUGAGUGGUUUCUGGGUUCCAAGAUACAUCUACUUCAUGUUCUUCCAUCAAAAGGUGGACUGAACCAAAGAUUUGGCAGCAGAUUGAUUGAGUGGUAGAGAAUAAAGUCAGGCAUGGGAAGGAAAAGGAAGCUGGCUGCUGCUGACCUGGCAAAAGUGAGGCGAAUGAUACAACGCAACUGGGAGGUGCGGAUCGAGCAUAUUUACAGGGAGGGCAACGUGGUGGCGGAUUUCUUGGCCUCGACAGGGCAUGCUUUACAGGUCGGGAGUCAUCCCAUUCUGGUCCCCGACCAGCGAUUGCAGCAUUGGCUUCUCUUUGAUCUUGUAGGGAGUCAAACUUCCAGACUCAUUUCCCAUUAGCUGUUAGGGCGCUCUGUCGGCCGUUUUCUUACAACAAAAAAAAAAAAAAAAG